Molecule: messenger RNA, 2044 nt
Organism: Mercurialis annua (annual mercury)
Lineage: Eukaryota; Viridiplantae; Streptophyta; Magnoliopsida; Malpighiales; Euphorbiaceae
Product: O-fucosyltransferase 38
Exons: 11
Coding region: 229-1761 (510 amino acids)
Cellular component (GO): cytoplasm; nucleus
Source: RefSeq, a predicted model, not a curated record
UUUUUACCCUUGAGUCUGUUCUUCCUCAAUAACAGUAUGUGUUCUGGGAAAAGAACAAACCUAGGUGAUCUGAGUUUGUUCUUAAUCUGAGAACAGAAGCGAGGUCUGUUCUCAAAAGAACAGAUCGCGACAUCAUAAAAAGUUAAGGAACAAAAUGGAAUUUGUGGUACAAAUGAAAGUGUUUUACAGAAGAAGAAGAAAUUGAAACCGAAAAUAAUAGGAGGGGAGAUGGUAAACAGCAGAAGCUAUCAUUCUCACAUGAAAACUUCAUCAUCAGGCGGUAGAUUUAGAUUUGUGACGAAAAAAGCUUCUCCUUUUUCUAUUUGUCUCUACAUAAUUCUUCUUUUUGCCUUGUCACUCUUCAUUUUUGUUAUCAACAACACAAGGGUCAUUUUGGAAAACGAAUCCGAACCUCACUUAACUCAAUUUCACAAUCAAUCUCAUUCUCAUCAGGUUCCUGAUGAACAAUUGUGGGGCACACCUCUCUAUAAUGGUUUACAUCCUUGUGUCAAUCCUACGGUCAAAUAUAAAGCUGCCAAAGGACAGGACAACUACAUAACUGUGAGAAGCAAUGGAGGACUAAAUCAAAUGCGCACUGGAAUUUCGGACAUGGUGGCUGUUGCACACAUCAUGAAUGCAACAUUAGUCAUUCCCCAGUUGGAUAAGCGUUCAUUCUGGCAAGACUCGAGUGCAUUUUCCGAUGUAUUUGAUGAGCUUCACUUCAUUGAAAGCUUAUCCAAUGAUGUAAGGAUUGUUAAGGAACUGCCCAAAGAAUUGGAGUCUGUUCCUCGGGCUAGGAAACAUUUCACUUCCUGGUCUAGCAUGGGUUACUAUGAAGACAUGACUCACUUAUGGAAGGAAGUUAAGGUAAUACAUGUUCCAAAAUCUGAUUCUCGCCUUGCAAACAAUGAUUUGCCUCUUGAUAUCCAGAGGUUAAGGUGCCGGGCUCUAUAUGAUGCUCUUCGCUUCUCUCCUCCAAUUGAGAGCCUGGGAAAGAAGCUGGUGGAGCAGCUGAGAUCACGUGGGGAAAGAUAUAUUGCACUUCAUCUAAGAUAUGAGAAGGACAUGCUUUCUUUCACUGGAUGCGAUUAUGGUCUGACCGAGGCAGAAUCUGAGGAGCUGCGACUAAUGAGGGUGAAUGUAAACCACUGGAAAGUUAAAAAGAUAAACUCAACAGAACAAAGAGAGGAAGGAUUUUGUCCUUUGACUCCAAAAGAAGUGGGAAUAUUUCUUCAAGCUCUCGGUUAUUCUGCAUCAACAGUAAUCUACAUUGCAGCUGGGGAAAUUUAUGGCGGUGAAUCUCACCUUUCAGAGCUUAAAGCUCGCUUCCCAAAUACUGUUCUCAAGGAAACAUUAGCAACGCCAGAAGAGUUAAAAGCAUUUGCUAAGCAUGCCUCUCAGAUGGCAGCACUUGAUUACAUUAUUUCGAUAGAAAGUGAUGUUUUUAUUCCAUCACAUUCAGGUAAUAUGGCCAGAGCUGUCGAGGGCCAUAGGAGAUUCUUAGGGCAUCGCAAAACAAUCAUCCCCGAGAGAAAAGGACUUGUCACACUAUUUGAUAAGCUAGAGAGUGGACAGAUGACAGAAGGGUCCGCAUUUUCAAGCAUCGUGCAGGAGAUGCACAAGAACAGGCAAGGAGCUCCGAGGAAAAGAAAAGGUCCAUUGGCAGGUAUAAAAGGUCGAGCACGUUUCAGGACUGAAGAAUCAUUUUAUGAGAAUCCAUAUCCUGAAUGUAUCUGUAGAUCAAAAAAGGGCAGUUUGUGAUCUGGUCCGGAAAACCAGCUUGUGCUUUUUGAGGUGAGGGAUCAUCCAACUUGGUUGCCCAGGUCGAAAUUGGCGGAGCCUAACAAGUAAUCAGUUUAUAGAUCGACCACCAGGAGGUUGAUGACACUGCAAUUUGGGAGUUUCACAGCCUUAUAAAUUAGAAGAUGAGACAUGGAACAAAUAAGUGUAACAUUUCUUGUAUAUUUUUUUUAUUAUGAUAUAUGAAAACCUAUACAAUCAAUUAUUAGUAGUUUCUAUGGAAAGCAGGAUGAUAUUAUGAGAA